AUAGAAAGAAGUGGGAGAGCCUCAGGGUGGUCCGACCAAGGCGUCCUUGUGCGCAACUUGCGCCACUUGGACGUUAAUUCGAUGUUUUGUGAGCAAGAGCAAGAGCCUAAUGAACUGCAGAGGGAGUUAAAUCACUUCCUCACACGACGGUUACUCUGAUGCAUCGCAGCGAUAUUCAACCUGGGUCUUCGGGGGGCUGCAUUUGGGGGACGAAUUAUGACAUCAUCUAUGGUUGCAUAGAAUCACAAGCCACCGCGUUUUACAACCUUAAUUUCUGCAUCCGAAAUAGCAUAUUUUACAUUUCGACAUAGCGUGUCGCGCGUGCGCGUCCACGACAAAAACUACGAGCUUGUACCCGGACCGACUGUCUUUUAAUUUUCUCGACCGAUAGACGUCCCUCCCUCACACUUGGUAUACCCUUGACUCGCAGUCACAGUGGACCAUUACUGAUGCAUGCAUGCUUAGGAUCAUGUCUUUCACCGGAAGCCGAUGGCCAGAGAUUUUGCUCCGUGGCUUCAACGCCGCUCGUGUCGAAAUUCCGCCGCACGAAGCUCGCUAUCAUGGUGUUUAUUCAACUAUGUUGUAGCGCAAAGAAUGUUCACCCUCUGGGUGGUCCCCCAGUACAACCCCACUUCAAAUGGUCCGCAUCGAGCCGUAGAAUGUUCCUUUCCAAUCAACAGUUUCGGCCGGUUCUCUUUGUGGAGAUUGAAGACGACAGAUGGGUUAAUUCAUCUCAUUUGCGCCAGAGGGCGGAUGCCCAGAUGCGCGAACGCUACGAUCAGAUGUUGCAUAACUGCCCCAUUCGUCUCCUGUAUGGGUCAAGCCCGUUGGGACUUCGCUCCGCAUCUAUACUGGCAACAGGGAGACUGGCGCUGUUUCACCUCGCCUUGUCACCCGCAAUACUCAACGUGUUUUGGGACCCGGAUACUUGAGGGGGGCAUGGAAUAUAGACAUCUUGUCUCGGGCUGGAUUCCGCAGUAUCCAACGUACCUUUGCAUAUAUCGAGGCGCAGCUUGGGCUUCUGGAUAUUGUCGCCACUCCAUAGCGGAUCCCUUUUGCUGUUUUUGAGAGUACCCUUAGAUGCCUCGUUCACCUUAUUCCUUCAAGGUUUUUCCACAAUGAUUCUACGAUUUACGAGCACUCACAUUCUGAACGCUGAUUGCAUCA
Cantharellus anzutake is the source of this 1167-nucleotide messenger RNA. RefSeq lists its product as uncharacterized. The transcript is spliced from 2 exons. NCBI's taxonomy places the organism in Eukaryota, Fungi, Basidiomycota, Agaricomycetes, Cantharellales, Hydnaceae. Bases 490 to 1068 code for a protein of 192 amino acids. The record is from RefSeq and is a predicted model, not a curated record.